AUGUCAUUCUUUAUGGAGAGUUGUGUUCAUGUAUUUUGUGAAGAAUGUUUGAGAAAGUAUUUUCUUUCCUUUGGGGACGAAACUGAUGACUCUUUGGACUUUGAUGAAUUGUCGAUCCUUUGCCCAGCAAAUGGAUGCUGUCAGACAGUACCGUCUCAAUUAAUUUCCUCGGUUCUUUCUGAAAAAGAAUACUCAAAGUUAUUAGAUAUGGAAUUGAGGAGAGCAUUGAAGAAUGCUGACACCGGAAACACUUUUAUUACUUGUCCAAACUCUUCAUGUAAAAAUAUUGUUGAAAGAAUCCACAUGAAGAGAGAGGAAAUCAUUUCUGAACUUGAAUCUCAAAAAAGGCCAAUCAAAGAAGAUGACAUUCACAAAGAAGAGUUCAGAUUUAGAUGUAGAGUUUGCUCCUUAGAAUUUUGCUCAAAAUGCUUAAAAUCUCCAUAUCACGAAGGAUUUACUUGUGACACAUUUUUAGAAUACCUUUCUUCGAAAAGGUGUAGAUAUUGUGAUUCAUCUAUUGAUAUUAAUUGCAAUGGUGAUAUUUGUGAGAAUGAAGAAUGCAAGCAAAAAGCUCUGAAUUCUUGCAAUCACAAGCAUACAUGUGGUCAUCAUUGUUGUGGAAUUAAGGAUGAAUUUGAGCACCUUCCCUGUUUGAAUUGCUCUUCAAGAGAUACUUGCCAAAGUGGUGAUGACUAUUGCAAUAUUUGUUGGAUUAGCUCCUUGAAUCAUGCUCCUUGCAUACAGCUUAAUUGUGGACAUAUUUUCCAUUUUGAAUGCAUAAAGAAAAAGCUGGAAAAGAAAUGGCAUGGGGCAAGAGUGAGCUUUUCAUUUGAGAAAUGUCCUCUAUGCAACACUUCUAUCCAUCAUCCAGCUCUAAAAGAUGAAACAACCCAAGUAAGAGCACUCAAAUCGAUAAUAGAAAAAAAAUCACUGGUCAAACUAGAGCAAGAGGGUCUUUUAAAGAUUGAGGAAAUUACGUCUCCAUCUGGAAAAUAUUAUAACAAACCUUUAGAGUAUGCAAUGAACUCUUUUUCAUUCUACAUGUGCCAUGAAUGCAAAAGUCCAUACUACGGAGGAAAGAUUCAAUGUGGAGAACAGAAUGAGGAUGAUAAUUUCAAUCCAGAGGAGCUUGUUUGUGGUUCCUGUUGUGCUAAAAAGGUUAGACAAGAAGGUGUCUGUGAAGUGCAUGGAGCUGAGUUUAUUUCGUACAAGUGUAAAUUCUGUUGGUAA
Molecule: messenger RNA, 1230 nt
Organism: Naegleria gruberi
Lineage: Eukaryota; Heterolobosea; Eutetramitea; Acrasida; Naegleriidae
Exons: 1
Coding region: 1-1230 (409 amino acids)
Cellular component (GO): nucleus
Molecular function (GO): zinc ion binding
Source: RefSeq, a predicted model, not a curated record